AUGCUCUUGUAUCAGCAAGAGCUCGCUCCGGAGUUUACAAGCCGCAGCAGGAACGCGGCGAUGGGUACCUUAUCGUUGAGCAAUGCCUCGCUAACGGGUUUCGCGCAGCCAUUGUACACGCUCGAAGAAUCGAAACUCACAGGAUCGGUUGUUUCGCUAGUGAGAGCUGUUGUCGGCGUCGUGUGCCUCCGAAAACUUGGAGCUCCUGCGGAUUCCGGAGCGGAUCAACCUUUGGCGCCGGAUGUUGAAAUUCCUCGGCACACCUUCCGCGCAAGAAAAACAUCUUGUUUGAACCUUCUUUGGUUCUGCUCGGCUUCGCGCUCAAAAAUCGAACUGCCUGGCUACAAUGUCUUCGCCGCUGUAGGUCUCAGCAGAGCAUUCUCUCCCUUGACAAAAGCGAGGAACCUUUCGCUGUUCAAAUCGCCCAAGCGUGCGGCAUCCUUGAGAUUGACCUUGAUGGGCACUGGAAAGCCUUUCAGAAUUCAGUUGAUGGGCGAGUGCUGCAGCAACACACCACCUCUGACCCACGAGCGGAAUGGGCACUAA
This is a messenger RNA of Letharia columbiana, 546 nucleotides long. RefSeq lists its product as uncharacterized. The transcript has 3 exons. NCBI's taxonomy places the organism in Eukaryota, Fungi, Ascomycota, Lecanoromycetes, Lecanorales, Parmeliaceae. The record is from RefSeq and is a predicted model, not a curated record. The coding region runs from base 1 to 546 and encodes 181 amino acids.